AACAAACUUGGUUAACUUUACAAGAAAAACUUUCAGAAACCCAUACAAACUAUAAUAUAAACACAAUGAACAUUAUCGGUUAUUGUCGACUUGCUAAAGAAAUCAAUGAAACUAUUAGUAAUCUUCUACCAUCUACAAACACAGAAAUUAACUCAACAGCAAUUGAUAUAAUAAAUA
This is a messenger RNA of Racocetra persica, 177 nucleotides long. Lineage: Eukaryota; Fungi; Glomeromycota; Glomeromycetes; Diversisporales; Gigasporaceae. The record is from the annotation of a GenBank genome assembly.